Clunio marinus is the source of this 582-nucleotide messenger RNA. The record is from the annotation of a GenBank genome assembly. Lineage: Eukaryota; Metazoa; Arthropoda; Insecta; Diptera; Chironomidae.
AUGAAUAGUAGUAAGAACAAAUACAUUCCUAGCUAUGCAGACAAGUUUAUGCAAGGAAAUCCAGAAGGAAAAAUACAUUGGUCGUCAGUUAGUUACACCUCUAAUCCAGCUUACUUCUCGGAUUAUAGUGUUAACAUAUUUAACGACACAGAUGGUGAAACAAAAUGUAAUGCGACUUUUACUCAAUUAGAGGACAUGGAAAAGCUUAUAAUAACAAUUGUAAUUAAACAAAACUCCAAGAAAGGCAUGAAAGAUUUUGAUCGUGAAUUAUUAAGAAUUAAUGCAGAUACUUGCAAACUAUCCCAAGGCACAUUCAAAAAUUAUGUUGUACGCAACAUUUAUAGAGAAGUUAGAGAGUUUUCCAACAUAAAAUAUUCAUGUCCUCAGCCAAAAGGUACAUUCUAUAUCAGAGAACUUAUAUUGCCUGGAGCUAUACCAUUUUUGGAUAAAUUUCUAUUGAAUUCUUUUAAUGGGUACUUUGAAUUUACUAUUUAUGUUCGAGCAAAACCAUUCAAAAAGAAAUUAGCCGAUGGUUUAUGUAUGAAAGCUUUUGGAGUUUAUACAAAUGAAGGAAAAGCUUGA